Molecule: messenger RNA, 2137 nt
Organism: Lineus longissimus
Lineage: Eukaryota; Metazoa; Nemertea; Pilidiophora; Heteronemertea; Lineidae
Product: ribose-5-phosphate isomerase-like
Exons: 7
Coding region: 29-859 (276 amino acids)
Biological process (GO): pentose-phosphate shunt, non-oxidative branch; D-ribose metabolic process
Cellular component (GO): intracellular membrane-bounded organelle
Molecular function (GO): ribose-5-phosphate isomerase activity
Source: RefSeq, a predicted model, not a curated record
UUGGAUAUAACAUUGACUGGUAAAAUCAAUGUGGCGAAAAGCGAUCAACAUUUUCUCGGACUUUUCCUACGUUUCCAACUCCUCUCAGGGUUCUAAAAGGAUUCUACGACUGUUGUCCUCAAAGAUGGAUCCUGGAGUAGAGGCUGGGAAGAAGGCUGCUGCUACGGCAGCUGUCGAUCAUUAUGUACAAGACAAUCAAGUUCUUGGAAUAGGAAGUGGUUCCACCAUUGUGUUUGCAGUUGAGAGAAUAGCUGAGAAGGUGAAAGACAACAACUGGUCCGUGAAGUGUGUCCCUACCUCAUUCCAAGCAAAACAGCUGAUUGUACAGAAUGGUUUGGAGCUCAGCGACCUCGAAAGAACCCCAGAGCUCGAUGUGGCAAUAGAUGGCGCUGAUGAAGUUGAUGUUAACCUCACCUGUAUCAAGGGUGGAGGAGGCUGCCUCACACAAGAAAAGAUCGUCGCUUCUUGUGCUAAGAAAUUUGUUGUGAUAGCAGAUUAUAGGAAAGACUCUGAUGUCCUUGGGACAACAUGGAAGGGAGGCGUGCCUAUUGAAGUGAUCCCCAUGGCCUAUGUGACGGUGAUCAGGAAGAUGGAAGACAAGUUAGGAGGCGAGGCUGUGCUCAGGAUGGCAAGUAAAAAAGCUGGCCCCCUGGUGACAGACAAUGGAAACUUCAUUGUCGACUGGAUAUUUGAUAAAGACUGCGACUGGGACCAAGUGAAUACUCAGAUCUGCCUCAUUCCAGGAGUGGUCGAUACAGGUUUAUUCAUCGGCAUGGCUUGCCAGGCGUACUUUGGACAGAAAGAUGGAAGUGUAGUCGCUAAGUUGUCAGAGUCAAAGGCAAACAGUGUGGAGAAAUAGCGGACCAAGGAACUUUUUAACAGGCGUACUUUAGCCCUUGACGUGGGCUCGGGAUACAUGGAUGCUCAGGUGUUUUGGAAUAGGGUCCACACUUCGAACUACAACCGAGAGUCAAGAAGGCCUGGAGCAUGGAAUAUAUGUGGACUUAAUCUAAUUCGCUACAGAGUUAAAGAUGAUCGAGCAAUUCUGGCAGAUCGACUUCCUUUUUCCUGUAAAGAUCUCAAUAAAAUGAGUGUUUCACAUGAAGAAUCUUGUAAAAGUGGAAAUAGUUCACACUUUGUGUUUAAAUUGUGGUCCAAAUGUGCUCUCAGACAAGAGAUAGCAUUGAAUGCAGUGUUAACUCUCCUCAUUCCGUUGUGGGUGGGAAGAGGAUGUCUGCUUCAUGAAUGUGUGGCCUUAUUGUUUUGGGCCUUGGUACAAGUCAAUCAAACAAUGGCAGUUCUGUUACAAGUCCUAAGUUUUGAUUUCUACUUCCUGGUCAUAUCUUCCAGACAUAACUAAUUGUCAGAUUUCGACAUGUCAUGUGUCAUGGUCAGUUUGAGUUUUGAACCACCUGUUAUUCUCAGUAAAAUCAUGCCUGUUUUCAUAUUUCCAAAAGUCAAUUGACACCAGAAGGUUAUUGUUGUAAGUUUUGGCCUGUAAAUAUGGGUAUUCUGGUAUUCACAACUAUUGCCUGGAAAGAAUAGUAAUAAUCAUGUUGUACCUGCAUGUAUUAUAUUGUACACUGACAUGACAUGAGAUAUUUGAGUGUUAAAAGUUUCAAUCAAAACAAAACUGUGAUUCAAACGAAUGAUACCACCACCUGUUAUAGCUGAUCAAGUCUUUCAGUGUAUUGAGGGAGAAAUGGGAGUUUGUUGAAGAGUAAAUCAAACCUGGCUGGUCUCAUCCUGGGCACCUGUGUUCAGAUAAAAUCAUACUCAAACAAGACCACUCGGGUGUCUUUGUAUUUACUCAUGAUUGUUGUUUGUUUGUUGAAUUUAUAAUCACUGCCAUGUCAGUGACCGCACACUGUAUAAUGUCAUAGAUCUGUGUCUUAGCAGAUGGGGUGCAGAUAUGUUGAAUUGUUUUUGUUCAUAGUUGGUUGUGUAACCGAAUCUACUUGAGAUAUAUGUAUGCACACUGUUGCUCCAAAUAGUGACAUUAUACAGUGUGGAGCAUAGACCUGUCCUUAUUUCCUCUUCCCUUGUUGUGGGUCUUUAUUCACCACCUGUGUUUACAAUACAUCUGUGUACUGUAUUUGUCUGGUUAUUCAGAGAUGAAGUCGAUUCAAAAUAAACU